Messenger RNA from Lolium perenne, 1003 nucleotides. The record is from RefSeq and is a predicted model, not a curated record. Lineage: Eukaryota; Viridiplantae; Streptophyta; Magnoliopsida; Poales; Poaceae.
AAUUUGACCCUCCCUCCAUCUGAAUUUGACGCCGUUACCUUCUCAUCCCACCUUUUUUUUUUCACAUGACCAGAGCCCACACAACACCUGCACACUCCCCUCCCCAUCCUCUUUCUCUCUUUUCUGACUUAUCCCCACCACCGCAUAAUCCCCACAAACCACACUGGACGCCAUCGCCCAGGCUUGCUCCGGCCAUCUUCCCCGGUGCCGGCACACCCGCGCCGCCGAAUCCCCACAUCUGGUAAUCAUCCACGCGCACCCGGUCGACGGAAACCACCACCCUCACCCCCACCAUUUCUACCGCCUCCGACAACCGUGGGAACCAAGCCUCCUAGGCGUGACACGGACAGGGGCGGAGGCGAGAAGAUGAUGUGGCCGUCCUGGGUGUCUAGGGGCUCCAGCAGCCGUCGUCAGGGAGGCAACUGAGUCCAUGGCUGAGGCACACGCGCGAGGAUCCUAUGCUGAAGGCCCCCGGCCGUGCGCCGGCUCCUCUGCCGCCCAGACGCCCGCGGUCAUCUCUUCCUCCGGCCGCGCGCCGUCUCCCCAGCCGCCGUACGUGCGCCGUCUCCUCCGCCGCGUGGGCACGCGCCGUCUCCCUGCAUCCGGCCGAGCGCAGUUCCUCCCGGCGUCCGCCCGCCCAGCCCCCCCCCGCUCGCCGCCGCCAGCCCAGCCUUUCGGUUGUGACGAGCUCGAUUUAUUCGGAGGCUGCCAUACGGGAUUUGCCCCACACGGGCAACGCGGCGGUGGAUUCGUGAGGCCAAUGAGCAAGGCCAGCGCAACAAAUGAAUGUUUCCAUUUGAUCUUUUCUGCUGAUCUCCACGCGAUUUUCUAUAAUUUAGAUUGCUAGUGUACUACUCUUCCUUUUUUGCAUUGGAAUUUCUAGUGUAAUGCUCAUAGCAAUGUAUCGUGGUUUGCGUUCUACGCGUGUACUGAUGGAAUUUUGUGUACAAAAAAUGCUAGGAUUUGGAAAUCUAUGUGAGGAUUUCAUGGUGGCCACGCUGAA